Molecule: messenger RNA, 435 nt
Organism: Parastagonospora nodorum SN15
Lineage: Eukaryota; Fungi; Ascomycota; Dothideomycetes; Pleosporales; Phaeosphaeriaceae
Exons: 2
Coding region: 1-435 (144 amino acids)
Source: RefSeq, a predicted model, not a curated record
AUGGAAACGUACAACCGACUUCUCGGCCCAGAGAAGCUGCCUGUAGAAGUUAGCGACUUUUCUUUGCUAGUUGUCUCCCUGGCUUGGGGAGCUUUACUAGACUCAGAUUUGAGCUCAACUCUCAAAGUAGCACUACUGGAUACUGUGCUAGCAACUUCAAGGCUGCUCCUUCAGCAGAAGAGCAGCAUUCGUCAAUUUCUACUCCUGCUCGCUGAGAAAACAGGAUCAGACGACUUAAUCGCUCUUAUAACUGGCAGCGUGUCAACUGCAACCUCACUUGGACUCCAUCUAGAGCCUAUCCUACGCAGUUUCUGCAUCAAUAAUGAGCAAGCUGCCAGCGUUGAACGGGCUAUGUGGACACUGUACUGUAUCGACAAGUCUUACGCCUUGAGAUGGCAAGCCUUCCCUGUAGGUUUCAACAUAAAGAAGUCAUAG